Lates calcarifer (barramundi perch) is the source of this 1809-nucleotide messenger RNA. Its product is annotated as platelet-derived growth factor receptor-like protein. The record is from RefSeq and is a predicted model, not a curated record. The coding region runs from base 265 to 1449 and encodes 394 amino acids. The transcript has 7 exons. NCBI's taxonomy places the organism in Eukaryota, Metazoa, Chordata, Actinopteri, Centropomidae.
CCUCUGUCCCUGGGCCCUCAUUGGUCCGCACAGGCUUGAAAGCUUCUAUUGAGUCAGUCAGGAGGAAUUUGGGGUACUAAUGCCACACUACAGGAGGAGGAAUUUUCUGUGAUUCCGGUAAACAGCUGACCGCUCUCUUUGCGAGCUCAGCCCUCCUCCUCUUCUCCCUUUCCUUCUGUCCUUUUGGUUUCUGCAGUGCAUUCUCUGUGUUGAACUGUGCGAACUAACAAUUCACACACCACUCUGAUAAUCCACUGAUCAGUCAUGCCUUUGGUCAACUUGCUGGGGUCGAAGGGAAAGCUGGUGCUGGGCACUCUCCUUAUUUGUGCCGUAAUCUUGGAAUUAGCUUAUUGUCAAAAAGAUGCCCAAGAACAGAGGCCCACUCCAGGGACAAGGCCCAAGCCGAGCAAACCCAAACCAGGGAAAACAACAAACAAAGGGCCCAGAGCUGUAACAGCCAAACCCAAGAUCAAAGCAACACCUGCAGCCCAGGCACAACCCUUACUCACACAGGUGCUAAACAAAGGGAAGUUUAAGAAAGUGGGAGAAGCUGUAAGUGUGCAGACAGGAGAUACUCUGGAGCUGAGGUGCAGGGGCAAACCUGUGUCGUGGAGCGUCCCCACAUACCUGGAGGAGGAGGAUGAUGGAAGGCUCAGUAUUGUCCAACAUGAGCGAUAUGGUGCUCUGACAUUAGUCAACACAACAGGUGCAGACACAGGAGAGUACACCUGUUACCCAAUGUACUGUGAAGACACAGACUGCAGGAAGGAGUACGGCAAAGCUGUCAAGGUCUUCGUCUUCUUUCCUGACCCACAAGAACUAUUUGUUCCGUCGUCUGACUACUACGAGGUGAUUCAGCUGAGAACCAACUGGCCGACGGUCCUCCCCUGCCAGGUGACGUCGCCUGAGGCCAAAGUGACUCUACACCGCGAGUAUCCACCGGUGGAGGUGGCGGUGGAUGGGACAGAGAUCUCCUUUAAUGUCAAGAAGGGCUUCACCAUCCAUCGACCCCGGCCUUAUCAUGCUGGAGCCUUGUACUGUGUAGCCAGUUUGGGUAACCUGAGGCAGAGCUCCACCAAGUACAUGCUCAUCUAUGUCAACUACCCCAUGGCUCCUCCUGCCCCAGUGAUUCAGGCUUCAUCGACUUCAGUGGUUGUGGGGGAGAACCUGCGUGUCAGCUGCAUUGUGGUGGGAGAACAGAAUGUGGCUGUGGAGUUCACCUGGGAAUACCCAGGACAACAGAGUGGAAGGCCUCCAUACACACAGGAGAGCGUCAGUCCGGUUGGUGGAGGAGCGGCUCAACAGCAGUCUCAGUCAGUUCUCCUGGUGGAUGAGGUGAGGGAUGUGGACCAGGGGACGUACACCUGCACCGCUCACAACCUGCAAGGAGCCAAAUCAGUAUCCGCCACGGUUAAAGUGGUCCCCAAAGCAAAAGCUAAGAAACCAUGACCCACCGCAGCUAUGUGACAACACUAACAGAGAGAGGGGGAGGGAGGGUGGAGAUCACAUGCAGCAUUUCCCUCUGCCGCAGUAUUAAAAAGUAUUUUAUCACCUUUGAAAACCUGCUGUAAUCAAAACAAAAGAUGAUCGUUUUCCUCUGAAACAAAUGAAAAAAACACACUGCACCAUUACAGUCAUGAGAGUUUUGUUGUUUAGAUGAAUGUAGGUUGAGCAUCAAAUUUGUAUCUUAAACGUUUUAUACACACACACACACUUUUGUCUGUCUUUUUUUUUUUUUUAGUUAUUUCUUAUUGCACAUGAUCCUGCCAAAGAUAAAGAUAUAUAAAAUAAAAAUAAAAUAAAAACAAA